AUGCGUGGGAAGCCAAAGACCACCUAUGAAACUUAUCUCGGUGCAGCGCCUACUCCCGCGAUCUACCUGCAGGCGACCGCACAUUGGAAAUCAGACACAUCUUCGAGCUGUGAUAGUAUGCUCAAAAGUCGAGAGGAAGCUGUGCUUCUUCAGCUUGGUACUAAAGCUGCGGUUCCAUAUAACCUGAAUGGCAGUAACUUUGGUCGUUGGAUAGGUACUAAAGACGAGACAGCCGUGGGUCCGAAAUUUCUGGCCAUUCUCACUCUGGGAUGGUCCUACGUCCUGUCCGCUCAAAUGGUGGAGAUCCAAGGAUCAGGUGCUGCAAUGACAUAUACACAGUCGACAGCAGAAACGGAGCUCAACACAAGCCCUGAGACAGCAACAACCGCCAUAGACCUGGGAGAAAUUGAUGAAGAUGGGUCUAGUCAAACAGACAUUGCUGAACCCUUCUCGUCUCGCAAAGCAUUUGAUGCUCUUGCACAAUUUGCUCUCACGCACAAUCUUGGCAGCCAGUUUCUAAUCGCAUUCGCCACUGCCAUGACAAUACCGACGCAUAACUACCACGGAUCUACUCUCCAGCUACCGCACAUGACACGUACAGGGGCUCAAUGCCCGGCUACACCAGCCAGCUCAAUCCCCGUCGAAUGGACCGAUUUGUAUGAGAGCCCCUAUCUUGACGGGAAGCAAAAUGACCAGAUCUGGAGAGCUGACAUCUGGCGACUCCUUCAUCCGCCCACUGCUGAGGAAGAUGACAUGUCUUACAAUUACCGGCCCCGUACUCCUUGGGUUCCAUGUGGCAAGAUGCCCAAGGAAAACUGUUCUCUCCGUGUGGCGUCACACCUGAACUGCCCACGGCAUCACCUUCAAUACCAUCAUUUGACCUGGCAGUUGGAGGACGACAUAAUCAUUGACGAUCCAGGCUUGCCAAGGCCAACAGCCCCAGCACUUACUACGUUAGACACCGAUCGCCUCCAGAUAGGAGACCUACAUCAGGCUCCUCAAAUAGAAGUCGACCAGGACGCUUCUUGGAGUGCUUCAUCGGAUCUAUUUCGGUGGUUCGUCACCAAUGGAGAGGGAUUUCCUCCAGAGAAAAUCUACAAAGACGAAUGGCUACAGGGUCUUGAGGAUGACGACGACGACGACGAUGAUAUCGAGGAUGAGAAGGAAGAUGAUGAAACAGACCCAAAAAGACCACGACAAGAAGGCCAACUUGGUUUGGAUAACUGGCUAGAUACGAUUGAAUGA
Messenger RNA from Aspergillus heteromorphus CBS 117.55, 1245 nucleotides. RefSeq lists its product as uncharacterized. The record is from RefSeq and is a predicted model, not a curated record. The transcript is spliced from 3 exons. Bases 1 to 1245 code for a protein of 414 amino acids. Lineage: Eukaryota; Fungi; Ascomycota; Eurotiomycetes; Eurotiales; Aspergillaceae.